Molecule: messenger RNA, 369 nt
Organism: Prunus armeniaca (apricot)
Lineage: Eukaryota; Viridiplantae; Streptophyta; Magnoliopsida; Rosales; Rosaceae
Source: the annotation of a GenBank genome assembly
AUGGUUGUGAUAAAUAAUCUAGAAGAUGGCAGUGAGUUAAUCGACACGGCAAUUUCAACAGCCUUGAAAGAAAGCAAGCCUGUUUACAUAAGCAUAAGUUGUAACUUGGCUGGAAUUCCUCAUCCUACUUUUAGCCCUGAGCCUAUUCCGAUUUCAUUGCCUCCCAGAUUCAGUAAUCAAAUGGCCUUAGAGGGAGCAGUUGAAGCAGCAGCAGACUUGUUGGACAAGGCAGUGAAAACAGUUAUGGUGGGUGGGCCUAAACUCCGAGUUGCACAAGCAGCUGAUGCUAGUUGUUAUGCUCUGGCUGUGAUGCCUUCAGCAAAGGGGCUUGUGCCAGAGCACCACCCUCAUUUCAUUGGGACAUACUAG